Fulvia fulva is the source of this 765-nucleotide messenger RNA. RefSeq names its product putative xyloglucan-specific endo-beta-1,4-glucanase A. NCBI's taxonomy places the organism in Eukaryota, Fungi, Ascomycota, Dothideomycetes, Mycosphaerellales, Mycosphaerellaceae. Gene Ontology annotation, molecular function: cellulase activity. Gene Ontology annotation, biological process: polysaccharide catabolic process. The transcript has 2 exons. The record is from RefSeq and is a predicted model, not a curated record. Bases 1 to 765 code for a protein of 254 amino acids.
AUGCUUCGCUCACUUUACUUGGCCGCUGCUGGCCUUGCUGCUUUCGCAGUAUCAACACCAACCAAGACCCUCGUCCCACGAGCCGAUCUCUGCGGCCAAUGGGACUCCGUCGUCACCGGCAGCUACACCCUCUACAACAACCUCUGGGGCAUCAGCGGCGCAACAGGUUCCCAAUGCGUCACCCUCGACAGCCUCAGCGGCAGCACCAUCAAAUGGCACAGCACCUGGUCCUGGUUCGGCGGCUCCAACGGCGUGAAAUCCUACCCAAACGUCGUCACCUCGGGCGGCAUAGGCAAACAACUCUCCGCCCUUAGAACUAUGCAAUCCUCCUGGUCCUGGACCUACUCCGGCUCCAACCUUGUCACAAACGUAGCCUACGACAUCUUCACCUCCUCCACCGCCGGCGGCUCCGCUCAGAACGAGAUCAUGAUCUGGCUCGCAGCGCUCGGCGGUGCUGGUCCCAUCUCUUCCUCGUACGACGCGAGCGGCAAUCCAGUGGCCGUGGCGACUGUGACGCUGGCGGGGAGGAGUUGGAGGUUGUAUGAGGGCAGCAAUGGGUACAACUAUGUUUACUCGUUCUUGCCGGCGAAUGGGGCGAGUGUGGCGAGUUUUAGUGGGGAUUUGAAGGUGUUCAUCAACUAUUUGACGGCGAAUAGGGGGCUGAGUACUAGUCAGUAUUUGAUUAGUGCGGGUGCUGGGACGGAGCCCACGAGUGGGAGUGGUGCGAGGUUUACCACGAGUAGUUAUAGUCUUGUGGUCACUUGA